This is a messenger RNA of Cylicocyclus nassatus, 816 nucleotides long. The record is from the annotation of a GenBank genome assembly. Lineage: Eukaryota; Metazoa; Nematoda; Chromadorea; Rhabditida; Strongylidae.
AUGGAUCCCAUUUACGAUACAGAGGUUGUUUUCACCGAGAGUUUUGCGCCAAAACCAGUGCGGACAUUCGUAGUGAAUACUAAUGCCGCUUUGCAUUCCAUCAAUGCAAAUGUUGAGCCAUCUUCAGGCGUUUGCACGUUUCCCGCGAACAGUCAGUUCCCUGAUCGUUUUAUUCUUUGUCUAUCAUUUAGAUCGCCUAUUGCAUGGCUGAAGGACAACUGGUUGUUGUCACCUUACAUGCCAAUAAAUGAGGAAGACGAGCUUGGGCUAGCUGAGUAUGUGAUGUCGGACGGACCCGCCUAUGAUUCUACUUUCAUGCGAUCACAGAUUGUGAGAUUCGACAUGCGUUUAUCGGAUAUUAGUGAUUACGGAUUUCUAAACUUAGGUGGUCCAGAAAUGGUCUCAAAUCAUAAGGAUAAUGUGCAGGUGUCUCUAUGUAGUUGGUUCUUCAAAGGAGAGGGCGUGGAUUGGCUGAGUAAGGUAGCGCACAUAGGACGCUUUGAAGAAGCUGACCCAUCCCCGGAAUUCAACGUUUUUCUGGACAAAAUACUCGAGGCUGGAUUACUAUUUCUAUCACCAUAUUCCGCGCAGGUUUUCUUGGCCAGAUCUUUAGCAUUGCAUGAGCAGUAUGCAGUUUUGAUGGCUAUGACCAAUUUUAAUCUCGCCGCUAAAGGAGUAACCGAUCAGAACAAGGCGCUUCUGACUGCUUUGUCACCUGUUGGCAAAACCCAAGAGAUCAACCUCGGAGAUUACUACGUAAUGGUAAGAUGUCUUUCACAUAUCUCAGAAAAAUUUAAUGGUGUUUAUCAGGCUUAA